Molecule: messenger RNA, 786 nt
Organism: Colletotrichum truncatum
Lineage: Eukaryota; Fungi; Ascomycota; Sordariomycetes; Glomerellales; Glomerellaceae
Product: flavin reductase like domain-containing protein
Molecular function (GO): FMN binding; riboflavin reductase (NADPH) activity
Source: RefSeq, a predicted model, not a curated record
AUGAGCGGAGCUCGUGUGCUAGCGAAUGUGCUGUGCCGGGCCGGGCGGGCGAAGACAGGCGGGCAGGGAGCGUGGAGGGCUGUUGCUGGUGGUACCCAGAUAUGCCCUUCAACAAGGUCACAAUGGCUCGUCGGCCGUUACGCAUCCUCCUCCGAGCCCCGAGCAUUACACACAUCUACCUGCCAAAGGUCCUCGGCAUGGCGCACAGAACGGUCGCAACCGCCGUCUACGAGUCUAAAUCUCCAAGACGAGCUACCGGAGCAGCUCCGCGGGGUGAUGCGCAGGCUGGCGCAUUCCGUCGUCGUGUGCACCGCGACGGACAGGGACGGGCAGCCGAGGGGUAUGACUAUGUCGAGCUUCGUCAGUCUCAGCAUGGACCCCGUGCCGCUCGUCACGUUCAACGUGAGAACGCCGAGCCGGACGCUGCAGGCUAUACAGGACGAGAACGGGCUGUUUAACAUUCAUGUCCUCGCGGAAGGCACCGAGGGCGCGAGGGUUGCGGAGUGGUUCACGAAGGGGAACAUGGGCGGCGAGGUGUUCAAGAACCUGCCUGGUGGUAUCGAAGUCGCGGAGGAGGAUGGGGAGGCGCCUGUACUCGAGGGCAAGGGUGUGCUAUUUGUGCUCAAGUGCCAGGUUCUCGGGGAAGGACUGGUAAGAGUCAGGGACCACGUCGUUGUCGUGGGAGAGGUGAAGGGGGUUGUUAGAGGAGAUGGCCAGGGAUUCGGGCUCGUCUAUGCUGAUAGACGGUAUCGGACUCUCGGGGAUGUUUUGGUGAAAGAAAACUGA